This is a messenger RNA of Erythranthe guttata (spotted monkey flower), 1220 nucleotides long. Its product is annotated as stromal cell-derived factor 2-like protein. Lineage: Eukaryota; Viridiplantae; Streptophyta; Magnoliopsida; Lamiales; Phrymaceae. The record is from RefSeq and is a predicted model, not a curated record.
UUUAAAUCGUAAUUUAUUUCACAAAAAAAAAAAAAAAAAACAAAAAAAACGAACAGCAAUCCGAUCGCAUUUCUCAUCGGAGCUCUCUCCGGCGCCGUUCCGAGACUCCAACCGUGGCUUCCUCCGGCCAGACUAGGCAACAGAGCAAUCUCACCCGGAGAAAAUCAGCUCCUGCGUCCGAAUUCUCAUCGACCUCCAAAUCGGGCCCCACCCGAAUUGUUUACAGUGAGUACGCCAACUCUUCUCCGGAUUCGGAUCCGAGCCUCCCGUUUUUCCAGAGGACGUGGUUCAUAGCUCUGCUCCUAGCUAUGGCGGUUUCCUUUUUCGCCCUCGCAAUAUUUAUGCUGCUGACCCUCGACUCCGACUUUUCCUCGGCUCCUGUUUCCGCCGCUUCCGAAGGCGUUCAGAUUACGUAUGGUUCUGUUAUCAAGUUGAUGCACGAGAAGACAAAAUUCCGGCUGCACUCACAUGAUGUGCCUUAUGGCUCUGGAAGUGGGCAGCAGUCGGUUACUGGUUUCCCCGAGGUUGAUGAUUCUAAUAGCUACUGGAUUGUAAGGACUACACCAAAGUCAUCUGCAAAACAAGGAGACACGAUCAAAAGUGGAACUGUUAUUAGGUUGCAACAUAUGAAAACUAGGAAAUGGCUUCACAGCCAUUUGCAUGCAUCUCCUAUAUCUGGAAACUUGGAGGUGAGUUGCUAUGGCGGUGAUGGCCAGUCUGACACGGGGGAUUAUUGGAGACUUGAAAUCGAGGGAAAUGGAAAGACAUGGAGGCAAGAUCAGAGGGUCCGGCUUCAUCACGUAGACACUAACGGCUAUCUUCACAGUCAUGACAAGAAAUAUACCCGUAUAGCUGGCGGUCAACAAGAGGUUUGUGGGGUUGCAGAAAAACGAGCAGACAACGUGUGGUUGGCAGCUGAGGGUGUGUACCUGCCCGUUGCUGAGAGUAAAUGAAGUCGACCGAAAACAUAAUACGGUGAUCACAACUAACAUUUGGGAGCUCUUCUCAUUAUUAGUUUUCAUUGUUUCUUACCUUGUCAUUUUUCAAACCAAUGUAGUUUUAUUCCGAGGAUUUAGUUCGUCUAUACGAAGAUUUGAAGGGUUUUAAACAAUUUUGGAACUAUUAUUCAUAUGUAAUUUGAUAGGUGCAAUCAUAUAUUUCCAAGACCGACAGCUUUGAUUAUGUUCUUUUCAUCCAGAUUUUAGUUGAUGAUUCAUCUU